AUGGAUGAUGUGAUAGACUGCACCUUCAGCAAGUUUGCAGACAACACAAAACUGGGAGGAGUACCUGGUACACGGAAUGGUUGUGCUGCAAUUCAGAGAGACCUUGACAAGCUGGAAAAAUGUAUUGAUAGAAAUCUGAUGUUCAGCAAAAGAGAAUGCCAAGUCCUGCACCUGGUGAGGAUUAACAUAGUACAAGCUGGGUGGAUAGGUGCAGGCUUCUACCCCGGUCUCACUGAUGUUCAGAUAUUUGCUGAGCCUUCUGACUUGUACUCAAAUGAAAAUCCUGAUUCUUCUUUACUGUCUUUUGCUGCCACCUUUUGCAAAUCUGUUGCAUUUGUCUCAAAGCCUAUGCUAAAAGAGCAAGCGUUUUGGGCUCUACAUGUUACUGUUUGUUUUAUAUGCAACCAGGAAACUUCAGUUCAUCCCAUGACAGGAGUGUACGGGCUGCUGGUAAAAUGCAAGUCAUCUCAGGGUGAAAUGCAUCAGAAUCUGGGGAUGACUUGGUCCUUGACAGAACGAGGCUCAAAAGGACAUCUUGACCUCACGGAGUUAAUAGGAGUUCCUCUUCCUCCUUCUGUCUACUUUGUCUCCGGCUAUGGAGGGUUUCCAGCUUACAGCUUUGGUCCAGAUGCUAACAUCGGUCGAUUGACAAGUGCUAUAACACCGUUGCCUUUCUAUCGAGAUUUCGCUAUCGUAGUUACAGUGAAACCAAACAGUGAUCGUGGAGGAAUGCUAUUUGCAAUAACAGAUGCCUUCCAGAAAACUAUUUACCUGGGAAUGAGACUUUCAACAGUUGAUGACAGCACCCAGAGAAUAAUUAUGUACUACACAGAGCCUGGUUCCCAUACCUCCCGAGAGGCUGCUUCAUUUAAAGUGCCAGUGAUGACUAACAGGUGGAAUAGGUUUACAGUGACUGUUCAGGGAAAUGAAGUUGCUUUGUUCAUGGACUGUGAAGAAUAUCAGAGAGUUCAGUUUCAAAGGUCAGCUCAAGCCUUGGUAUUUGAAUCUGGCUCUGGGAUAUUUGUUGGUAAUGCAGGAGCCACAGGACUGGAAAAGUUCACAGGCUCAAUUCAACAUCUGACAAUCAAAUCUGACCCAAGAGCUACUGAAGAUCAUUGUGAAGAUGAUGAUCCUUAUGCUUCAGGGGACAUCAGUGGCAAUGGCAGCAUUCAAGAACAUGAAGGUAUUUCUGAGACACAAGAAGUCCUUGCACCUUCUCAUCUUCCCGUAAGGGGCCAGAAAGGUCAGGAAGGAGAGGAUGGGCCCACAGGGUCUCCAGGAAGACCAAGAGUAGAAGAUGUGCAGAAGAAAGAUCAAGGACCUCCUGGACCUCCAGGGAAACUUGGACAACAUGGUCAGCCUGGUAAAAAUGGACUUCAGGGUUUGCCAGGACUGAAAGGAAAAGCAGGCCUAAAAGGCGAAAAGGGUGAUCCUGGUAAGGGAUUGCCAGGACCCCCUGGACUACCAGGACCUGCAGGACCAUCUGCUCCUUCCAGAGGAUUAAAUAGACUGGAACCUGAAGAAUCGGGUUCUGGAGACAUUGACAGAGAGACUGAGAUUUUACGAGGUCUUCCUGGGCCACCAGGCCCUCCAGGACUGCCUGGUCUUCCGGGAAAGCCAGCACCCGAUUCAGGUGUAGGACCUCCUGGGUCACCAGGGGAAGAUGGAGCUUCUGGUGAACCAGGCCCUGAAGGUCCUCAAGGUCCUCCUGGUCUUGAUGGAGUGGUUGGUCCACCAGGACAGAAGGGAGAAAAGGGUGAUCAAGGUCUUCCUGGUUCUGUUGGUCCAAAGGGUGAUACUGGAGUCACUGGACCAAUAGGCCCCAAAGGAGAAGCGGGUGCUGUUGGGUCUCCUGGGAAACCUGGACCACCAGGACCUCCUGGGCCCCCUGGGCCCCCUGGACCUCCUGGACCCCCAGGACUAAGCUACAGUUUGGGAUUUGAGGACAUGGAAGGAUCAGGUAGCAUUGGCCUGUUACGUGAAUCCAGAAUUCCAGGAUCAAGAGGGCCAAAGAAGGAUGUGAAGAAGACAGAGACAGUCCAGCAGAAAGCUGUACAGAUGGCAUGGGGCCUUGAGUACAUGACCAGUGAGGAGAGGCUGAAGGAGCUCAAAUGGUUUAGUCCAGCAAAAAGGAGACAAAUGCAUGAUCUAAUAGCUGCUUACAAGUCUUUCAGGGACAAUUGCAAAUAUGAUGAAGCCAAACUGUUCCUGAUAGCGCCAGAUGGUGCAACAAGGGACAGUGGUCACAAUUUGCAGCUUGAGACAUUCAGUGGCUGGGUAGAUGGGGAGAGCAGUAGUGUCGGGGAGGCUGAGUUAACUGUGUUGAAGGAAGGUGGUGGCUCAUUUGUGGAGGCACAGGGCUAUUGUGGCAUUGGUAGAUCUGGACAAUGUUACCAUGUGCUGAUUUCAGACACCAAAACGAAGGUUCAGGGAGAAAGAGGCAACAUUGGUCCACCAGGUUCGAAGGGAAUGCCGGGAACAGAUGGAAAACCAGGCUUUCCUGGCAUUGCUGGACAUCCCGGAGUUGUGGGUCCAAAAGGGGAGAAGGGUGACCCAGGACCUCAGGGUGAACGAGGACAGGAUGGGAACAGUAUUGUGGGACCACCUGGACCACCAGGACCACCAGGACCAAUCAUAGCAAUUCCUGAGCUACUACUCAAUGACACAGAUGGAAUUUUUAACUUUACUGCAAUUAAAGGACUGCUUGGGCCUCCAGGGCCAGAUGGCAAGCCAGGUCUACCAGGAUUUCCUGGCCCUCGGGGACCAAAGGGUGAUACUGGUUUGCCUGGAUCACAAGGACCCAAAGGACAACAGGGUGAAAAGGGAGAACCAGGAGCUAUCAUUGCUGCUGAUGGAUCUUUAAAUGAAUUAUUAGGAGGAAAAGGGGAGAAGGGUGAAGCUGGAGUGGUGGGACCAGUGGGACCAAUGGGACCAAUAGGACCUACUGGACCUAAAGGAGAACUUGGUUUCCCAGGACGUCCAGGCCGCCCAGGACUGAAUGGACUGAGAGGUGUGAAAGGUGAUCGAGGCGAAGCAUUUAAUGGCCUUCCUGGCUUGCCUGGACCCCCGGGGCCCCCUGGACCUCCAGGACGUAUAGUUUAUAUCAAAGGAGUGAGCACUCCUUACCCUGGAAAUCAAGAAGCUCUUAAAGUCCACAGUGCUAAAGCAAACAGAGAUUCCUGGGGGCUGCACAGUUCAGCGGACUUAAAAGGAGAAAAGGGAGACAGAGGUGCUCCAGGACCACCAGGUCCACCUCUGCCGCCAUCAUAUUUCAGCCACUUUAUUAAUAGCAUAAAGGGUGAAAAAGGAGACAAUGGAGUCACUGGUGUAAAAGGAGAAAAAGGAGAACCAAAUGGAGGUUUUUUUCUGACCGGACCUCCUGGACCACCUGGAAGACCAGGAUUAGUUGGGCCAAAAGGGGAUUCAGUUGUCGGACCCAGAGGACCUCCGGGGUUACCUGGCCUACCUGGCUUACCGGGUUAUGGAAAAAUUGGACCUCCUGGCCCACCUGGCCCACCCGGCCCACCAGGACCCCCUGCAAUAUAUGGCGCAGCAGCUGCAAUGCCUGGGCCACCAGGUCCUCCGGGAGAGCCAGGGUCACCUGCAACCAGAAACCUGGUUACAACAUUCCAAAACAUUGAGGGUAUGUUGGAAAAAGUUCAUUUUGUUACAGAAGGUACACUAAUCUAUCUGAGUGAAACCAGUGAGGUUUUUGUCCGUGUUCGAAAUGGAUGGAGAAAAUUGCAGCUCGGUGAGCUAAUUCCUAUCCCUGCUGACAGCCUGCCUCCUCCAGCCAUAUCAAGCCAUGGAUUUCAGCCUCUUCCAGCACUGAGGCCAAUAUCAAAUACGAACAAUGGAAAACCAGCACUGCAUCUGGUGGCUUUAAACUUGCCAUUUUCUGGUGACAUGCGAGCAGAUUUUCAGUGUUUUCAACAGGCCCAACUAGCAGGUUUGACAUCUACCUAUAGAGCCUUCCUCUCAUCACAUUUGCAAGAUUUGGCCACAGUUGUCAGAAAAACAGACCGAUACCAUUUACCAAUAGUCAAUCUUAAGGGAGAAAUACUUUUCAAUAACUGGGAAUCUAUAUUUAAUGGAAACGGUGGACAAUUCAACAUUCAUGUUCCAAUAUACUCCUUUGAUGGGAGGAACAUCAUGACUGAUCCAUCUUGGCCGCAAAAAGUAAUAUGGCAUGGUUCAACUGCAAAUGGGAUCCGACUGGUUAGCAACUACUGUGAAGCCUGGCACACAGCUGAUAUGGGAGCUAUGGGACAAGCAUCACCGCUGAAGACGGGGAAACUUCUUGAUCAGAAAUUAUAUAGCUGUAGUAAUCAGUUUAUUGUUCUCUGCAUUGAAAACAGUUUUGUAUCUGAUCCCCAAGGAAAAUAAUUCACCUGUUACACAUAGGAAUAUUCCAUUUUAUGACAGAAAAAGCUGACAUUGACAUUUC
Messenger RNA from Nipponia nippon (crested ibis), 4447 nucleotides. The record is from RefSeq and is a predicted model, not a curated record. Lineage: Eukaryota; Metazoa; Chordata; Aves; Pelecaniformes; Threskiornithidae.